AGAAACGCGCUGGGGCUGCAACUUCCAUUUAUUAGUUUGUUAAUCAUCAAUUUUUUUACACAAAAUAGCCACAUAAUUCAUUUUGAGUUUCCUAGAGUCUGCUGGAAAUGAAUUGUUUUGUCUGGCCAACCGCUAAGCCCAUGAUAACACAAUUUAAUUUAUAGACAACAGGAAGGAAAAUCAUCAUAUUUAACAAUGUGGGAACAAAGUUUUGAUAGAAAAGUUACUCAAAUUACUUUGUUUAUUUCCCAACAUGUCUCUGCCUGUUCCAAUGUUUGAUCCGUGUGUAUGAGGAGCAGGGUUAUGUAUGUUGUAUUUCUGUAGCCACUUUGACACAGGUUUACUUUGUGUGCUACAGACUCUGUCAUGUUGUGUAUUCCCGCCUUGUAUCCAGUCACAAUAAUAUUAUUUUAAUGUACUUGGAAUGUUAGUGAAGGUUUACGCCUCGCGGGUGCGCUAGCUGUGUCUUUAACAGCAGGUAAGUCGCUUCUAAUUCUCCAAACCCGAUUACCUUUGUCACCCGUUCAGCCUGGUCGAGCUGCUCAGAGGCGCGAGUCGCUGCAGGCACCAACGACAGGCCGCACCUACUCGUCUCAGACUCUGAUUUGACCCCAAAGACUGAGAAUAACGGCGUCAAUCCUGUUCAUGAGUUAUAGGUUUACUUCAACACUUGUUUUGGCACCUUUGCUCAUUGAACCUGUGACCCCCCCCCCCCCAUACCCACAGAUGGUCCUUCUACUCCACCAUUGUCAUUUAUUUUCUCUCUUGCAAACCUGUCCCCCUAAUUCUGCCUCAAAAUGGUCGACUGUUGUCUCUUUUUUUUCAUGCCUGCCCAUGUUAGCCGAGGAGAUUAGAGCAAUCAGAUUAGGAGAGUUGCUGACCUGCCGGCAAGAGAGAGAGAGAGAGGGGGGGAGAGAAGGAGGGAGAGAGAGAGAGAGAGAGAGAGUGGCCAGCGAGGACAAAUACACAGCUCUUCCACCUGACUUAAUGUUUGCUGCUACUUCAGCCUCUUUCUGAACCGGUUUCUCUCGAUGUCGUACGACUUUUACAUCAUUCCAUAACAGGUUCGUCACAGUCUGAUGACCCCUUCCAGGGGUGAAGCUGAAGAGCAAUGAAGACGGGCGCUCAAAUCCGCCUGUUACUGUGGAAAAACUGGACCCUCCGCAAGAGACAGAAGGUCCGCUUCCUGGUGGAGAUCUGCUGGCCAGUGUUGCUGUUCAUUGGUCUGGUGUGGCUCAGGAAGGCCAAUCCACUGUACCAACAACAUGAAUGUCAUUUCCCCAACAAGGCCAUGCCUUCAGCCGGGAUUCUGCCCUGGAUCCAGGGCAUCUUCUGCAACGUCAACAACCCCUGCUUCCGAUACCCGACGAGAGGAGAGUCCCCGGGCGUCGUCUCCAACUAUAAUAACUCGGUAUUGGCCCGGUUCUAUGUGGAUGCCCAGGAGCUUCUGCUCAAGGAGACCGAGGUCCAGCAGCUCGGCCGACUUUGGCACGACGUGUCGUCCUUCUCAAACUUCAUGGAGACAUUGCGCAACAACCCAUCUUUGGUGUCGGGCCGUGGUCUGAAGCUGAAUGAUAUUCUGAAGGAUGACGAAGUUCUGACGGCCUUUCUUUUGCGAAACGCCAGCCUCUCGGAGUCUAUUGUCUACCAGCUGGUCAACGGCGAAAUACGACUGGAAGAGUUCGCCUCUGGUAUUCCAGACCUGCAGCUGAAGGACAUUGCCUGCAGCCAGACCCUGCUGCAGCGCUUCAUCAUCUUCCCCAGUCGCAUGGGCCUCCACGGGGUCCGCAACGCCAUGUGUGCCCUCACCCAGCCCAAGCUGCAGAAGAUAGAGGACGUCCUCUAUGCUAACAUGGACUUCUUCAAAAUCUUCAAACUGAUGCCUCAGGUUCUGGACCGCAGCUCCGAGGGGAUCGACCUGCGCCUCUGGGGUCGGGUCCUUAAGGUGACGUCGGAGAAGCUCCAAGUUCUGAUGGACCGGGAGAGUUCCCGGGAGCUCCUGAGGGCCGUUUCGUCUCUGUUUCAAAACGGGGGUCCCUCCUCAUUCACCCAGCUGAUGUCCAGUGCGUCGAGCCUCUUCUGUGGUUACCCCGAGGGGGGCGGCUCCAGGGUCCUGUCCUUCAACUGGUACGAGGACAACAACUACAAGGUGUUUCUGGGGGUCAACGCAACCAAGAACCACAACUACGUCUACGACGACACUGCCACUUCAUCCUGCAACGACUUGAUGCAGACCAUGGAGUCCAACCCCAUCACCAAAAUUGUGUGGAAUUCAGUCAAGCCCCUGCUGAUGGGAAAGAUUUUGUACACUCCCGACUCCCCUGCCGUCCACAAGAUAUUAAAGAGAGCCAACACAACAUUCGAGGAGUUGGAGAGGUUGCAGAACAUGGCCAAGGCCUGGGAGGAGUUGGGACCUCAACUCUGGACUUUCUUCGACAACAGUUUGCAGAUGAACAUGAUCAGGGACACGCUGAGAAACCCGACUGUGAUGGAGUUCAUGGACAAAAGUCUGGUGGACACCGACUUUACCACCAAACACGUUCUUAACUUCCUGCACAACGGUCCAGAGAACAACAGGGAGGCGGGCAUGCCCGACUUUGACUGGAGGAACAUUUUUAACAUCACCGACCAGAUGAUACGCACGUUCAACACGUAUGGCGAGUGCAUCAACCUGGAUAAGUUUGUUCCCUACACCGAUGAGUCCCAGAUGACCCACCAGGCCUUGUACCUGCUGGAGGAGAACAAGUUUUGGGCCGGCGUGGUCUUCAUGGACAUGUACCCCUGGACCACAAGUGUCCCGUCGCAUGUCAAGUACAAGAUCCGCAUGGACAUUGACGCGGUGGAGCGCACCAACAAGAUCAGAGACAGGUACUGGGACCCCGGCCCGAGAGCAGACCCCAUGGAGGAUCAGAGGUACAUCUGGGGGGGCUUCGCCUACCUGCAGGACAUGAUCGAACACGGCAUCAUCAAGCUUCACACGGGCCAAGACUGGCCACUCGGGGUCUACGUCCAGCAGAUGCCGUAUCCGUGCUAUGUGGAUGACCUCUUCAUGAUUACACUGAACCGCUGCUUCCCCAUGUUCAUGGUGCUGGCCUGGAUCUACUCUGUGUCCAUGACCGUGAAGAGCAUUGUGCUGGAGAAGGAGCUGCGCCUCAAGGAGACUCUCAAAGCCAUGGGGGUGGACAACGGCGUCAUUUGGUACACGUGUUUCAUCGACAGCUUCGUCAUGAUGACCGCAAGCACGGCGCUGCUCACCUUCAUCAUCAUCGGUGGAAAGGUGCUGAAUUACAGCGACCCUGUCCUCGUCUUCUUUUUCCUGUUGACUUUCACCGUGGCCACCAUCAUGCAGUGUUUCCUGAUGAGCGUGUUCUUCAACAAGGCCAACAUGGCGGCCGCCUGCAGCGGCAUCAUCUACUUCACCCUCUAUCUGCCGCAUGUCCUCUGCUUCGCCUGGCAGGACCGCAUCACCAAGAACAUAAAGUUGGCUGCUAGCUUGUUGUCUCCUGUAGCCUUCGGCUUUGGGACGGAGUACCUGUCGCGGUACGAGGAGCAGGGUUUAGGUCUGCAGUGGGACAACAUCAUGACCAGCCCGCUGGAGAAAGACUCCUACUCGUUCCUCACUUCCCUCCUCAUGAUGGUGUUUGAUGCUGUCCUCUACGGCGUCCUGGCCUGGUAUCUGGAUAACGUCUUCCCGGGACAGUACGGCGUUGGUCGGUCUUUCUACUUCCCGUUGCAGCCCUCCUACUGGCAAACACGGACCCCCUCACACAUAGCGAUGGCUGGUCAAGAUCCAGAGAAUCUUGGUCCUGACAACGUGGAGAAGGACGUUGAUGGCAGGGCCACACCAGAGUCCUACACCUGCAACGGUUCAGCCGGCAGGAAAGCCUGUAAGCACCAACGCAAGAGGGACCAACUGGAGAGGGAGAAGGAGCUGCUGAGACGACAAGAGGAAAGUCCAAACCCGGAGGAGUGUCAGGAAGGCCCGUUGUUCUUUGAGCCUGACCCAUUGGGCCUGGUAUUGGGGGUGCAGAUAGAGGACCUGACGAAGGUGUUUGAUGGAAGUUCUCGUCCAGCUGUCCACUGUCUCAGCAUCAAUUUCUAUGAAGGCCAGAUCACAUCGUUUUUGGGUCACAACGGGGCCGGAAAAACCACCACUCUGUCCAUCCUGACUGGCCUGUUCCCUCCUACGUCCGGCACGGCCUACAUUAAUGGAAGCGACAUUAGGACGGACAUGGACACAAUUCGCUCCUCCCUGGGAAUGUGUCCGCAGUACAACAUUCUCUUCAAAUAUCUCACAGUGGAAGAGCACAUCCUGUUUUACUCACUGCUGAAGGGGCGGACGCAGGAGGAGGCCCAGCGGGAGGUUGAGGACAUGCUGGUGGACCUCGGGCUGCCUCACAAGAGGGACGACGAGGCCCAGAAUCUCUCCGGCGGCAUGCAGAGGAAGCUAUCCGUUGCCAUGGCGUUCGUCGGAGGGUCCAAGGUAGUGAUCCUGGACGAACCCACCUCGGGAGUGGACCCCUAUUCCAGGAGGUCUAUCUGGGACCUCCUACUGAAGUACAGAGCUGGCCGGACAGUGAUCCUGUCGACUCAUCACAUGGACGAAGCCGACCUGCUGAGUGACCGCAUCGCCAUCAUCUCCAAAGGACAACUCCACUGCAGCGGAUCCCCCCUCUUCCUCAAGAACUGCUUCGGAGUCGGUUUCUAUUUGACGCUUGUCCGCCGGAUGAAAGAUCUCAAGAAGAAAGAGAAUGAUUGCGACUGUGCCUCAGACUGCUCCUGUUCCUGCUCCAUCUGUACCAGAUGCAAAGAUCAGUCUCAGAUCCAGUACCAGCAUCUGGACAGAGUUCUGGACGGGGACAUCGACAACAUCACCAGCCUCAUCCACCACCACGUCCCUGAAGCCAAGCUGAUCGAGAUGAUCGGCCAGGAGCUGACGUACCUGCUCCCCAAUAAAGGCUUCAAACACCGUGCGUACGCCAGCCUGUUCCGGGAGCUGGAGGAGACGCUCGCUGACAUGGGCCUCAGCAGCUUCGGCAUCUCCGAUACGUCACUAGAAGAGAUCUUCAUAAAGGUCACUGCUGAUGGAGAAGCCGCCAAUAAUGCCACCACUCCUGAGCAGUGGAUGUUACAGCGGAGAAAAAACGACGGCAAAGUUGGUGUAGAGGGAGACGAAGAUCACGAUGGUGUGGUGCAGACUAACGGGGUUGCGCACGGUGCAUCAGACAGCAGCGCAGGAAAGGGCUCCAGGCAGGUUAAAGGCCCCACUCUGAUCCUGAAGCAGUUCCAUGCGCUGCUGGUGAAGAGGUUUCACCACGCUGUACGAAGCCAGAAAGACUUCCUGGCACAGAUCGUCCUUCCUGCCAGUUUUGUCCUAAUAGCGCUGAUCUUCACCACGAUCGUCCCUCCAUUUGGAGAAUAUCCAAGUCUGACUCUGACCCCCUGGAUGUACGGACAACAGUUCACCUUCUUCAGUAACGAGCAACCAUUUGACCCCAAAAUGAAACGCUUUGCAGAGCGUUUCCUGAGCAAACCAGGCCUGGGGACACGCUGCAUGGAAGGAGAACCACUCGAAAUGCCCUGUAAUCACACCACGUCAGAGUGGGAGAACCCGGGCGUCUCUCCCGUGGUCAACAACAUCUUACUGAGUCCAGAGUGGAACCAGAGGAACCCGUCGCCCUCCUGCCAGUGCAGCACCAGUAAGAAGCUCACCAUGAUGCCCAUCUGUCCCAUCGGGGCAGGAGGCGCGGCCCCUCGCCAACGAACGGAGGCGACGGGCGACACGAUGCUGGACCUGACGGACAGGAACAUCUCCGACUACCUGGUCAAAACCUACCCGAGUCUCAUCAGAACCAGUUUGAAGAGCAAGUACUGGGUGAAUGAACAAAGAUAUGGAGGUCUGUCAGUGGGGGGGCAGCUUCCCAUCCUGGACGUCGACCCCAAAGACAUUCAGAAUUUCUUCAGACAACUGGGACAAAUGCUCAACAUCACAGCGGGUUACCAUUCUGGACUUGCACUGAAGGAGACUGGCCCCUUCUUACGAUACAUGGAGAGUGAAUUCAAUGUGAAGGUGUGGUAUAACAACAAAGGCUGGCACGCCAUGGUGGCCUUCAUGAACGUGGCCAAUAACGCCAUUCUGCGGGCCUUCCUUCGCCCGUCAGCCAAACCCGUCGAGUUUGGCAUCACCGCAAUCAACCACCCGCUGAACCUCACCAAGGAACAGCUCUCUGAAGUCACGGUGUUGACCACUUCGGUCGACGCCGUCGUGGCGAUCUGUGUUAUUUUCGCCCUGUCCUUCAUCCCUGCGAGCUUCGUCCUCUACCUCAUCCAGGAGCGCGUGACCAAGGCCAAGCACCUGCAGUUUGUCAGCGGGGUCAGCCCUUUGGUUUACUGGGUGGCCAAUUUCUUCUGGGACAUGGUUAACUACUUUCUCAGCACCGCGCUGGUGGUCGGCAUCUUCGUGGCUUUUGACAAAAAGUGCUACACAUCACCAUCCAACCUGCCAGCGCUAGUAGCUCUGCUUCUACUCUAUGGGUGGUCGGUGACGCCCAUGAUGUACCCCUUGUCCUACAUAUUCAGCAUCCCAAGCACUGCGUAUGUUUCCCUGUCCUGCAUCAACCUGUUCAUAGGCAUCAACAGCAGCGCCAUCACCUUCAUCCUGGAGCUUUUUGAAAACAACCGGUCUUUGCUGAUGUUCAAUGAGUGGCUCAAGAAAGGUCUGCUGGUGCUCCCUCACUUCUGCCUGGGGCGAGGACUGAUCGACAUGGCCAUGAGCCAGGCUGUCACUGAUGUUUAUGCCAGAUUUGGUGAAGAGUACAAACAGGACCCUUUCCGCUGGGACUCUGUCGGCAAAUAUAUAACUUUCAUGGCAGUGGAAGGCUUUGUCUACUUUAUUUUAAAUGUACUGAUCCAGUACCGGUUCUUCUUGGACCACUGGUUAUCAGACUACAAGCAGACCUCCGUGAGAGAGGAGGACGACGACGUGGCAGCAGAGAGGCAGAGGGUUUAUGAUGGAGGGAGCAAGGCCGACAUCCUCCAGAUCCGAGAUCUCUCCAAGACGUACGUGGGCAGGAAGAGGGCGGCUGUGGACCAAAUAUGUGUGGGUGUCCCCGCAGGAGAGUGCUUUGGUCUCUUGGGAGUUAAUGGUGCUGGAAAAACGACGACCUUCAAGAUGCUGACUGGUGACAGUGAUGUCAGCUCGGGGGAGGCUACUGUGGCUGGUUACAGCAUCCGGACAGAGAUCCUGGACGUGCACCAGAACAUGGGAUACUGCCCUCAGUUUGAUGCCAUCGAUGAGCUACUAACCGGCAGGGAGCACCUUUACCUCUACGCCCGUCUCCGAGGGGUGCCCGAGUCCGAGAUCCCCAGAGUGGCGGAGUGGGGCAUCCAGAAGCUGGGCCUGACGGAGUACGCCAGCCGCCACGCAGGCACAUACAGCGGAGGCAACAAGCGCAAACUCUCCACCGCCAUCGCCAUGAUUGGUUGCCCAGCGCUGGUGCUGUUGGACGAGCCCACGACGGGGAUGGACCCCCAUUCUCGACGCUUCCUGUGGAAUGCCAUCAUGAGUGUCAUCCAGGACGGCAGGGCCGUGGUGCUGACUUCACACAGUAUGGAGGAGUGUGAGGCCCUGUGUACCCGACUAGCCAUCAUGGUCAAUGGGAAUUUCAAGUGUCUGGGUACCAUACAGCAUCUCAAAUACAAAUUUGGUGACGGCUACGUAGUGACCAUGAAAAUCAAGGCAGCUAAAGCGGACUUGUCCCCCGACCUGGAGCCCGUCGAGAGCUUCAUGGAGAGCAGCUUCCCCAGCUGCGUUCAGAGGGAAAAGCACUACAACACGCUGCAGUACGAGAUCGCCUCGUCGUCCCUAGCGAGGAUAUUUCAGCUGGUGGUGGCCAACAAAGAGAGACUCAGCAUCGAAGAUUACUCCGUUUCCCAGACAACACUGGACCAGGUGUUCGUCAACUUUGCCAAGCAACAGACAGGAGAGGACGAAGACAUGACUCUACACAGAAGAACAGCAGGUGUAAGAAAAGACAUCAAGAUCUCUCCAGUGCAGAAGAAGACAUGAAAGUGUCCUGGAAAUGUAAAAAAAAAAUAAACACAGAUAACACAGUGCUGGCGUUACGUUGUGCGGGGCAGUGAAAUCACUUUCUACUUUUAGUAAUUCACUAGCUGGAUUGCAUUGCAUAAGUCUGGAGAAGAGUCCGACCCGUUGACCUGCUUAAGUUACUGGUAGAACAGCUCGCGUUUCCAGCCAAAGACACAAAAUGUACAAGCCGUUGCUGCGAACAGCAGAAACUGAUGUAGAAAAAUGUCAAAUAUGAAAGUUUUUUUUUUUUUUUUUAGAUUGACUGGCUUGUAUAAUUUUGUACAUAAUACACACAUACAAUCUGUGUGUAAUGAGUAUUUAAGCACUUUAGAAGCAAUAUUUUUUUGUAAUGUUUAUAUAAAUGCACAUAUAUUUAAUGCUCAAAACACAUGUAUUGCUUUCUUUCUUUUCAGUAAUCCCCUUUUGAGCAUUUAAGUAUUUCUUGUAUGCUCUGUUUCAUACAUUGAAAUCUUACAUUGCAAAAGUGUCAGCCAUGCAAAAUAUUCUUCCUAAAGAAUUCCAAUUUGGUGGGGAAUUAUAUUUUGCAUCUGACCAAAUUACAACCUGUUUCAUAUUUCUAGCUGUUUAUGCGUCAUAAUUUCCAAA
This is a messenger RNA of Pungitius pungitius (ninespine stickleback), 8695 nucleotides long. RefSeq names its product retinal-specific phospholipid-transporting ATPase ABCA4-like. Gene Ontology annotation, biological process: transmembrane transport; lipid transport. The transcript has 50 exons. Gene Ontology annotation, molecular function: ATP binding; ATPase-coupled intramembrane lipid carrier activity; ATP hydrolysis activity. NCBI's taxonomy places the organism in Eukaryota, Metazoa, Chordata, Actinopteri, Perciformes, Gasterosteidae. The coding region runs from base 1112 to 8068 and encodes 2318 amino acids. Gene Ontology annotation, cellular component: intracellular membrane-bounded organelle; membrane. The record is from RefSeq and is a predicted model, not a curated record.